UAGGCCAUUGCCUCGCCCUUUUUAACGCCAAUCUUCUCCUCUCCUAUUCAUUCCUAUCCCAACACCAAAUCAAAUAAUCAUACUUACAGUUCUCGUACUUACCCACAAAGAAAAGAAAGAAAACACGAGGAGAUCUUGUUGACUUUGGUACCUUCUUGAAACAUUAGCAUCAAUGGCAUCUGAGCAAUCCAGGAGAGAGAGCGCUACAAGUGAGAGAGAGAAUUAUGUGGAGAGAGAAAGAGUCCCAAAAAUGGCUAGCCAUUUUGAGUCUUUGAUAGAGAAAACAAAAGAAUCAGUCGUCGAAGAAAACAUCGGUGAAGGUGGCAAUGAAACGGGAGCCCAGUACUUUGAGUCUCUUGCUGACAAAAUGAGAGGAGCUGGGACGGAUGUUUCUAGUGAUAAAGAAAGGGAAAGAAGAGAAGAAGAACAAGAACAAGUGGAAGGGGGUGGAAAAGAAACCGAAGGCAAACAAGAGGCGAAUGGUAGUGAUCGAAACAAAGAGCAACAACUUUCUCUCGAUGAAAUAACGAAGUUAAGAGAAACGGCGCAAAAAAAUUCGUUCGAGGCUUUAAAUGCAGCUGAAGAAAGAUAUGAGAAAGCAAAAGAGAAGGCAAGCCGAGUUGUGGGUUCUGCAACUAAGACUGUGAAAGAGAAAUUUCCUCAAGCAAAAAACACUUUUGCUGAGAAGGCUGCACAACCUAAAGACAUUGCUGCGGAGAAGGCCGCACAAGUCAGAGACAUUGCUGCACAGAAGGCCGCACAGACAAAGGACAUUACUGCACAGAAGGCCGCACAAGCAAAGGACACUCUAGUUGAAGGGGCUCAAAAAACUACCCAUUAUAUCGCAGAGAAGGGAGCACAAGCAAAAGACACCAUUGUUGAAGGUGCUAAGAAAACUUCAGAGUAUGUUGUAGAGAAGAGCAAAGGGGCCAUGGGUUAUACAGUAGAGAAGGCAGUAGCAGCUAAAGAUGUGACUGUGGAAAGUGGCAAAGAGGCCGCUUGUUAUGUAGAGAAAGUGGCCGUGGAUGUGAAAGACAAGGCCGCUGCAGCUGGAUGGACUGCUGCUCAUUACACAACUGAAAAAGCUGUGGAGGGGACUAAGGCAGCCGCGAGGGCAGUAGAGUAUGCUGGUCAGAAGACUACCGAGCUUGCAGGGAAGCCAUUGGGUGCUGCUAAAGAUACUGCUGCGUCUACUGGUGAAAGUAUCAAGGAGUAUACAGCUAGGAAGAAAGAGGAGGCCGAGAGAGAAAUUGAGGCUCGAAAAGCUGCAGAAGGACAGAGGAGUUUCCAGGGAGGAGAAUUCAGGGAAGAAUCACAAGUUCAUGCAACAGGAGGUCAAGGAGCAGAGGAAGGGAACGUCCCAAAGAAAGUCGCCCCAGAAGGCGACGAACAAGAAGAACAAUAUUGGCGGCGGCAGCAGCGACAAGAAGGAAGCAGCUUACUGGGCGCCAUUACCGAAACUAUAGUGGAGAUUGCUCAAGCAACCAAAGAUCUAGUUAUUGGGCAAGACCCACCUGGAGCUGGGAAGAAGGGUGGCUAUGAGGCAAGCCAUUUGGAGUAUGGGAAGCAAGAAGAACAUUAAAGAAGAAUAUAAGAGGAAGUUCUUAACUCCGCUGAAAUCGAGUGAAAGAUGAAGAUGUCUCCUGGGCUUUUGUCGAGUGGUUGAUGUUGUGUCUAAAUCUAUAGUUUGUUUUUGUGCUAUUGGGAGUGUUGAAUAAUUUUGAACAUCGCUCUGCAUUCAGUGCAGUCAUGUUUCAAUAAUAUACUUGACUUGAUGACCAUGCUUUUCUCUUUUGAGGUAGGAUUUUCCCCCUUUCUCGAUUUAAAUUCUUCCACAUUACAAGCAGAGGAAACUAGUUUGUUGCAGCAGAUUUUGGAGAUGAACAUCCAAGGUUGACACUGUUGGGUCCAAAAACGUUGAGCCAUUUUUAAUCGUAUGUUAAUUGAGUUAUAAUUAAUUUUUUUUGUCUUUUA
Molecule: messenger RNA, 1974 nt
Organism: Populus trichocarpa (black cottonwood)
Lineage: Eukaryota; Viridiplantae; Streptophyta; Magnoliopsida; Malpighiales; Salicaceae
Product: seed biotin-containing protein SBP65
Exons: 2
Coding region: 173-1582 (469 amino acids)
Source: RefSeq, a predicted model, not a curated record